Dictyostelium discoideum AX4 is the source of this 1356-nucleotide messenger RNA. RefSeq lists its product as hypothetical. Gene Ontology annotation, molecular function: kynureninase activity; pyridoxal phosphate binding. Lineage: Eukaryota; Evosea; Eumycetozoa; Dictyosteliales; Dictyosteliaceae. Gene Ontology annotation, cellular component: cytoplasm. The transcript has 2 exons. Gene Ontology annotation, biological process: L-tryptophan catabolic process; 'de novo' NAD+ biosynthetic process from L-tryptophan; NAD+ biosynthetic process. The record is from RefSeq and is a predicted model, not a curated record. Bases 1 to 1356 code for a protein of 451 amino acids.
AUGGAUAAAUUUUUCGAGUAUAUUAAAAAUCAAAACCUAUCACUUGAAGAUGAAAAAUUAGCAGAUAAAUUAGACCAAUUAGAUCAAUUAUCAUCAAUAAAGGAAGAAUUUUAUUUCCCAAUCACUAAAGAUAUUGCAACAGAUUUAAGUAGAGUUAAAGAUGAAGAUUUAGAUAAACCAGUGAUUUAUUUAACAGGUAAUUCAUUAGGUCUUCAACCAAAAGAAAUUGAAAAACAAUUGGUUUGUAAUUACCUAAAUGACUGGAGAAAGUAUGGUGUUGAAGGUCAUCACAAAGGUGAUCAUCCAUUCAUUCACAUUGAUGAAGAGAUCCAAGCAUCAUUAUCAAAAAUCGUUGGUGCAUUACCUUCUGAAGUUUGUCCAAUGAAUAGUCUUUCAACCAAUAUUCAUGUUUUAUUAUCAAACUUUUAUAAACCAACUCAAACUAGACAUAAAAUUAUUAUUGAAUAUGGUGCUUUUCCAUCUGAUUUAUAUGUAACAGAAUCACAAAUUAGACAUAAUUCAUUUAAUCCAGAAACAAGUUUAAUUAAAAUUAAACCAAGAGAUGGUGAAUAUACAUUAAGAACUGAUGAUAUUAUUAAUGUAUUGAAGGAACAUGGCGAUAGUGUUGCAGUUGUAAUGUUAAGUGGUAUUCAAUAUUUUACAGGUCAAUUCUUUGAUAUGAAGAAAAUCACAGAGGUUGGACAUGAAAUUGGUGCGAUUGUAGGCUGGGAUUUAGCACAUGCUGCAGGUAAUGUCGAAUUAAGUUUACACGAUUGGAAUGUAGAUUUCGCAUGUUGGUGCACCUAUAAAUAUUUAAACUCUGGUCCAGGCUGUAUCGCUGGUAUUUUCGUUCACUCAAAGCAUACUGAAUCAUUCAACCUUUCAACUGAUUCACGUUUAUUAGGUUGGUUUGGUAAUAAACUCUCAAACCGUUUCCAAAAAGAGAAAGAAUUUGUUGCUGAAGAUGGUGCUUUAGGCUUCCGUAUGUCAAAUCCAUCCGUUGCCGAUUGCACUGCACUUCGUGCAUCCUUAAGCGUUUUUGAAAAAGCUGGUGGUAUCAAAAAAUUGGCUGAAAAAUCUACUAUCAUCACUGGUUAUUUGGAAUAUCUUUUAACUCAUAAAUUAAAAACUACUGACGUUCAAAUCAUUACUCCCUCUGAAGCAAAUCAAAGAGGUUCACAAUUAUCAUUACUCAUCAAAGGUAUUAAAGCCUCUCAAUUAAAAGUUAACCUUUCAAAUUCUGGUAUAGUUUGUGAUGUUAGAGAUCCUGAUGUAAUUCGUGUUGCUCCAGCUCCAUUAUAUACUUCUUUUAAUGAUGUUAAAUAUUUCAUUCAAAAAUUAAAUGAAAAUAUGUAA